Capsella rubella is the source of this 2101-nucleotide messenger RNA. Its product is annotated as protein IQ-DOMAIN 14. The coding region runs from base 386 to 1915 and encodes 509 amino acids. NCBI's taxonomy places the organism in Eukaryota, Viridiplantae, Streptophyta, Magnoliopsida, Brassicales, Brassicaceae. The transcript is spliced from 7 exons. The record is from RefSeq and is a predicted model, not a curated record. Gene Ontology annotation, molecular function: protein binding.
GAAACAAAAGAAAAAGGUAUUUAAAAAAAAAAAAAAAGUUUGCUUCCAUACCAGCUAGACCCAGAAUCAAAGUAUAGCAGACUUUUUCUUCUACAUAUUCAAAGUUACUUAUCUCCAAAAUACAGAAAGAAGAAGAAUAAAAUGUUAGGAAAGCAAUAAGCAGAAGAGUCUUUCUUCUUUGGUUGCUUUUUUGAUUUCUUUCUCUGUAACAGCUUCUUUACUCUUGAGAGUCAGAGAUCCCAUAAUCAAAGGAGUUUUUCUAUUUUUGUGCUUCAAGCUGUUCCUCCUCCUUGGUAAAAACAGAGCAAUCAUGCUAAAUUGUGCCGUCCUCUUAUCAAACCUUGGCCGUCAUCUAACUAAUUAAAAGGAAAGUAAUGUUCGAGAAAUGGGGAAGAAAGGAAGUUGGUUUUCUGCAAUCAAAAGGGUUUUCACACCACAUUCCAAAGAGAAACAACUAAUCAACAACAACCAAGAAGCAGAGAGAAAGAGUGAACACAAAGAAAAGAAGAAGAAAGGUUUUGGAAAGAAACUAAGGAAUGGAGAAACCAAUACAUUUCUUCCCAUUUUUAGACAGCCUAGUAGCAUUGAAAAGAUCUUGUGUGAAGCCGAGCGAGAGCAUAACCUUGUCUUUAGGCCACCAACUCCCUCCACGGAUCGAGCAAAGGCUUCAUCAGCCUAUCUUCCAUCUCCUUCUUUUAGGCCUGCUUCUCCUAAACUGCCUUCUCAGAGAUAUGUCUCUUCUCCAAAACCAAUUUCGCCAAGACUUGCUUCCUCUCCAAAGCCCCCUUCUCCAAGAGCCGUUUCGCCUAGGAUUGUGCAGCGGCGCGAGUUUGUGUAUAGACCAGAGCCAACUCUACUGGUCAGAAAUGCUACUGCUACAAAGAUUCAAGCAGCUUUCAGAGGUUACAUGGCAAGGAGGAGUUUUAGAGCUUUGAAAGGUCUUGUUAGGCUUCAAGGAGUGGUGAGAGGUCACAGCGUGAAGCGUCAAACGAUGAAUGCUAUGAAGUAUAUGCAGCUUUUAGUCCGAGUCCAAACACAAGUCCAGUCACGUCGCAUCCAAAUGCUGGAAAACAGAGCUAGGAAUGACAAAGAUGACAUGAAAUUAGCCUCUAGCCUUAUGUCUGAGGAUUGGGAUGAUAGUGUCCUGACAAAAGAAGAAAAAGAUGCGAGGCUGCAUAGGAAGAUUGAUGCUAUGAUCAAAAGAGAACGUUCCAUGGCCUAUGCUUAUUCUCACCAGUUAUGGAAAAAUAGUACCAAGUCUGCUCAGGACAUUCGAACAAGUGGCUUCCCACUUUGGUGGAACUGGGUGGACCGGCAGAAGAACCAAAGCCAGCCUUUCAGGCUAACACCAACACGACCGAGCCCAAGCCCUCAGCCUCAAUCUAGCAACCAAAACCAUUUCAGGCUGAACAACAGUUUCGACACUUCCACGCCCAAUUCAUCAAAAUCCACAUUUGUUACUCCAUCUAGACCCAUUCACACUCCGCAACCAUACAGUAGCAGCGUCUCAAGAUACUCACGAGGAGGAGGAAGAGCUACACAAGAUUCUCCUUUCAAAGAUGAUGACAGCCUCACAAGCUGCCCUCCGUUCUCAGCUCCAAGCUACAUGGCUCCAACAGUCUCAGCAAAAGCAAAGCUGAGAGCAAACAGCAACCCGAAAGAGAGAAUGGACGGUACACCGGUCAGCACAAACGAGAAGAGAAGGAGUUCGUUCCCUCUUGGUUCGUUCAAAUGGAACAAAGGGUCAUUGUUCAUGAGCAGCAACAGUAACAACAAGGGUCCAGGUUCUUCUUCUUCUGGUGCAGUGGUGCUUGAGAAACACAAGACCCUCAAAUCCGUAGGAAAUUUGAGUAUUGAUUCUACUGUCUCCAUGCCUGCAACAGUUGGGAGGAGAGCUUUUAACAGAUUUGCGUGAUUUUUCUUUCAAUGCUUUGACUUUUUUUUUUUUCCUUUCUCAGUUUGAUUUCUUGAUCUUACAUCAAUUUUAUGAGUGGUGGUGAUGAUUUUGAGUGUUCUUGAUUACGAUUUUUACAGAUGUAACAUAAUAAUAAAGUAAACAACUAAAGCAGAGGAUUUGGAUUGUACAGUGUGAUCUUCUUUA